AUGAACAUCUGGAGGCAAUUCCCACACAAAAAACGCUUAAUUUACCGCGUAAACGAAGAGUAUAAGGUAAAUAAAACUACAGUAAGAAUGCCUUAUCUUCAGCUUUACAUCUACUAUACUCAACACGAACAGAGGACCUUUACGAAGAAUGAUUGGGCACGGUAAGAAUGGAGGAAUCGAGCGAACGCAUCAUUUGGUUAGAGAGUUAUUGUCAGUUUACAGAAUGCUUGAGAUGAAGACCACCAUGGAGCGACUCAAAUUUUGGGAUUUUUUGUAUAUAAAGGACGGAUUUAAUCUCAGAAAUGCGAAAAAUGUGUCUUUACAACAUGAAAAAGCUCGUGAAAUGGUAAUUCAUCCGCACCUCUUACGUAAAAAAAAAUUCAGGCUAAAAACGAAAAAGGUGAACAUGGGUACGGUAUUGGUGUAUUUGAUGAGAAAAGUAAGAAUCGAUGAGCGCCUAGAUUAAGUUAUAGAUUAUUUCAUGAGCUCACUGAGGCGACAAUGGGACUCUAAACUUCUCCAACCACCGAAAUUGAUAUUGGAUCUGCAAUAUCUUCCACGACUCAGCUACAACAACUUUGACAAAUUCACUUAUAAAACACGAGAAUUACUAGAAGCAAGUGGGAAGUACUGUAAUUGAUGUAUUUUAGGCCAAUUAUGGAUGUCCUCGUCUCUGUUUCCCCGUCGAAAUGAUCAACUGCAAUAUGGAGAAUGAUGAUCUCAGAAAGUUUUUAUCAAAAAUUUUUCGUAGAUUUAAGGGAUGUCUUAAUCUCCCCAAAUUACAUCAGUACAACCCUUACCACAAUUGUGGUGAUAUGAUUUAUGUGACAAAACAUGCAGUAAAUGCUCUUCGAGGACCCUUAAAUUAUGCGGGUGUUAUCCUUCCCAUCAGCAAUGAUGACAAAACAUGUGAUCUCUAUGCCAAAUCGAGUAAUCUCGUCAGUGCCCACCUGCCUUUCAAGGAGUGUUUCAAGUAAGAAUCAUAGUUUUGGAAUCUAUUUUCAGACUUCAUGAGGGAUCUCCGUCCAAGGUGUCAUUCCCCGUCUUUCACAACAUCGUAACCGACGUCUUCUUUAAUGGAGGUGAUUGGACUAAUGCUCUGCGGGCUAAUUAUUCGCCAGAUUUUUUGUUGUCAACGGCCGAGAGAAGGAGAACAAAGGAAAUGGACGAGAUCUCCUUGAAACGUUUGGCCAGAACGGACACUCGACUUCAGAUAAAUAAUAUUCUGCAGGAAUAUUUCAAGAAUAAGAAACAUAAAUAAAUAUUUAUUGUUGAAUCGUGCGUGCAGAGUAAGAUUGUUUCUAUUCUACAAUAUUUUCUCGCCUUUCAAAAAGGAUUAAAAAUACAAAAACUGGCCCCUUUUAUUGUCCCAGCCAGAGCCCAUAAGAUUUUUUUAGAAAUUUUUUGCAGACGAUGACUAAAAAUAGCGUUAUUCGUAUUUUAUAGAAUUAUUUAAUAAUUGUUGUCCCUGAGCCAUCUAAAAUAGCAUUGCAUACUUUGAAAAGUAUUUUCCCCUAAUUUUUUACAAACUGGUAACCUAUUAUAGUUUACUGUACAUAAAGGUGCAGAGUUCCCCAUUGUAAACUCCAGAUAAUUUUUUCCCCCGACGUUUUAAUGCGCGCAUCAGAUGAGAGAUUGCUGGCCCGAAAUUUGUUUUCUUUCAGUGCCUAUAAAAAUGUUGCGGGGAGACCCUAACGCUUUCUUUUUUCAGACUGACUCCUGCUUUUAUCUUGGUUUAGCGCCAAUUCUCUGAGAUCACCACGUUCUCCGAGUGAGUUUUCCUUUUUAAGUUUACGACCGAGAGAAGUGUAAACUUACCCUCGUUGUUGGGUCAUGUGUAAUUCAAGCGCGACGCUUGUCAUACUUAUUUUAUCGUUUCCAGUUUGGACCUAACUUCUUUGGCUACAUCUCCAGUGAUGCCUAACAUCAAAGUGUUCAGUGGUAGUUCCCACAAGGACCUUACCUCUAGAAUCUGCGAACGUCUUCAAUUGGAUGUCUCCAAGGCCUCUCUGAAGAAGUUCUCGAACAAAGAAACGAACGUUGAGAUCGGGGAAUCAGUCCGCGGGGAAGACGUCUACAUUAUUCAAAGUGGAUCUGGUGAGGUGAACGAUCAUCUGAUGGAGAUGCUGAUUAUGAUCAAUGCCUGUAAGAUUGCGUCUGCUUCUCGUGUAGCCGCUGUUAUCCCUUGUUUUCCUUAUGCCCGACAAGAUAAGAAGGACAAGAGCAGAGCUCCCAUCUCGGCCAAGCUUGUGGCAAACAUGCUGAGUGUGGCCGGAGCGGAUCACAUUAUCACUAUGGAUCUCCAUGCUUCUCAAAUCCAGGUACUUUUCUUUGCUUCUAGUUUUCUGCUUUAGGUAUACUGUAUCUUCUGGAAAUAAUAGUCUUAUAUAAUUUGAAGGGUUUCUUCGACAUCCCCGUGGACAAUUUAUAUGCCGAACCGGCCAUCCUUAAGUAUAUCAAGGAGCAUAUCCCUGAUUACGGUCAAGCCGUCAUUGUCUCUCCAGAUGCUGGAGGAGCCAAGAGGGUUACCUCGAUUGCAGAUCGAUUGAAUGUGGACUUUGCGUUGAUCCAUAAAGAGAGGAAGAGAGCCAAUGAAGUGGAGAAUAUGACCUUGGUGGGGAACGUGAAGGACAGAGUCGCGAUCCUGGUGGAUGACAUGGCUGAUACUUGUGGCACAAUCUGCCUGGCUGGGGAUAAAUUGAUCGAAGCUGGGGCACAGAAAGUUUAUGCUGUAUGUCGUUUGUUUAUAUUGCUGUAUGUAUGAUGAUUUUAUUUUUUCAGGUUUGUGUCCAUGGAGUGUUCUCAGGGCCUGCUUUGGAUCGUCUGAAUAGGUCGUGUUUCGAGGCCGUCGUGGUCACCAACACGAUUCCUCAAGAGGAGAACAUCAAACGAUGUCCCAAGAUCCAAUGCAUCGACAUUUCAAUGAUUCUGGCCGAGUCCAUAAGACGAACGCACAACGGAGAAUCAGUCUCGUACUUGUUUUCGCACGUUCCUAUGUAA
Molecule: messenger RNA, 3000 nt
Organism: Bursaphelenchus xylophilus (pine wood nematode)
Lineage: Eukaryota; Metazoa; Nematoda; Chromadorea; Rhabditida; Aphelenchoididae
Source: the annotation of a GenBank genome assembly